CCUUUUUUCCCUCAUCCCCCCUCCUUUCUGGAUCCUCCCCCUGCUGGUCCAUCUGGUGCCGCGCUCUUACACAUCCAGCAUCAUGGACGUCGUCAAUCAGCUGGUGGCCCAAGGUCAGUUCAGAGUGCUGAAAGUUCCCCUAGGCUUCAUCAAGAUCUUACAAUGGUUCUUCGCUAUAUUUGCCUUCUCCACAUGCGGAAGCUACUCGGGAGAGCUGCGCAUGUCCGUGGAGUGCAAGAACCGCACGGACAGCGACCUGAGCCUCGAGGUGGAGUUCGAAUAUCCUUUCAGAUUGCAUCACGUGUACUUUGACGCCCCCACCUGUAAGGGGGGCAACACAGAGCGUGUCUUCCUGGUAGGCGAUUAUUCCUCCUCGGCCGAGUUCUUCGUCACCAUCGGCGUCUUCUCCUUUCUGUACACCACGGCGGCGCUCGCCAUCUACGUCUUCUUCUUUGAGAAGUACAAGGAGAACAACAAGGGCCCGCUGGUGGACCUCGGUGUGACCGCCGUGUUUGCCUUCAUGUGGCUGGUGAGCUCAGCGGCCUGGGCCAAGGGUUUGUCUGACGUCAAGAUGGCCACAGACCCAGACCAGGUCAUCACUUUCAUUGAGGCCUGUGAGGCCGAGGAGAACCGUUGCCGGGAAGUGCACGACCCCGUCAUGUCUGGACUCAACACAUCAGUGGCUUUCGGCUUCAUCAAUCUGGUCCUGUGGGUGGGAAACCUGUGGUUCGUCUUCAAGGAGACGGGCAUCAUCGCCCCCUUCAUGAGAGCGCCUCCCGCUCAGGAGAAACCACCCACCAACGCGCAAGGCAUUUACGAGCAGGACCCUUAUGCCAGCAACCAGGGGGGCUACCAGCCUGAAUACAACCAGCAGGGUUACAACCAGGAUGCAGAGCAGGGGGCGCCCACCUCCUAUUCCAAUCAGAUGUGAGCAGACAAGAAGUUGGAAACGUCAGAGCAAGGCGAGUGCCAGCCUGAAGCCUGCACACAAUGCAACACUCCUGAAAUGUUUACGAAGGGGUAUUUUUUAGCAUUGGUGUUCACGUUAAUCAAUUGGACAUGUAAAAAAAAAAAAAAACUAAACAAACAAACAAACAAACAAACAAAAUAAAAUCAAACAAUAUACAGAUAUAUAUAUAUAUAUUACAUCAUGUAAGUCAUUGAUAAACAAACACAGUUUUCUUAAACUAAUACCACUAAAACUAUUAUAUGUUAUCAGGUUUUACUUUGGGCAGUGCUUUGUGAGAAUAGUAAACUAAAUACUUCUGUUUUGGAAGGAUGGAGCUGCUUUAACCAACGCCUCCAAUCUCAUCACAUUGAUCGAACUGAUUGACUUCUGUUUGCUCAUGAAAAACCUAUUAGCCUCGUUUUCCCCCACUCCACUGCAAAAUUUGGUCUGUCUAAUUAGUUUAAGCAGACUGUGAUUGUCUCUGGUUACUUACUAUAGAUGGUCAAAUAAAUUUCAUGACCACGUUAUACAGAAACCCACCUAAAAAGGUUUGUAUUUGGCCACAAAUGCCGCAAGAUUGUGGCAAAGCAUUUUCCCCUACCUCUAGACAAGGUUAUGGUCCGACUAAAUGAAGCUCCUCCCCUCACUUCAAUAUAGUUCCUGGUACCAACAUGCCAGAAGAUGGAGUCAAACAUAUUAUCAAAUUAAAGAGCACAAAAAAUGUUUCAACAAAUAAUGAAAAAUAGUUUCUGAAAAGAAAAAUGUGGGGUUUACUGUAUAUGCAUAAAUAUUUAUAUUAGCUAUAGCUAAAUAUCCUAAAUACAUAUCUAUUUGUUUCUCUUUGUCGAUCAACAGUGAGCAUCCCGUGUUCACUAACCUCAACCAAACUAAAACUGGUUUUAAACCUGAAAACAAGCACGUGUCUUCAGCCACAUCAGAAAACAAAAUGGCUUCCUUGUUGUAGUUUUUAGUGACUCAACAGAAAUGAAAAUGAAAACCAUUCAUAAGAAGCAACCUAGAGUGACUAGUUUAGCUUCCUGGCUAAAGUUGCCAAAGUGGAUCAAUCCCUCAUUCUUGUGAUGGACAUUUCUCCUGAUAUUCAUUUUUUCCCUUUCAGCCAAUCAUCAGCCAUUUUUGUGGAUGUUUGUGUUGUAUAGUAACUGAUGGUGUGCGGGUGCGUGUGUUUUACCGUUCUCCCUCUGCUUGACACUUUUCUUUGUUCCUCUUUUAUCUCUUCCCCAUGUGACUAUUUAUCGAGAUGACCAUAGACAUUGGGUGCGUUUGGAAAUUCAAUCCAACUCCCUAACUCGACUCUGAGUGAGUGUGUUAUUGAAUUUAGUGUAUAUUUGAAUUUCCAUUAUUUUGAGACCCCUAAAAUUUCCUGUCAGUCCACAAGCUUCAUAUCAUACUUUAACAGUUUCCAUGUUCGUACGGCAAGCCGGUUCUUUCACACUAGUUAGAAUGGUCAGAGUGUGAUCCGGUAAUCCCUGAUUGUGACAAACACACUAACCGAACAGCACAAUCAAGCAACCCUUUCCGUCUCUGAAUAUUCUGGAGUGAAGUAGAAUGCGUUCAGAGAACAUUUCCAAAUGCACCCAUACUUAAACAGAUGCCUCAUUGAGUGGGUAUGCUUAUACGAUAUACUAUACAUCAGUGUGUCCGUUGUAUUGGACUUUGCAGAUCUGCCGUAAAAACAAUUAGUAAAUGGACUGCAACUCAGAGAGCCACAACCUACAAAAUGAAUGAGUUCCUUUCCUUCAUUAUGACAUUAUUUGUGAAGCAGAUAUUCACAAACAUGUGUAACUUUUAUGAUGAUUACAAUCUCUUACCCCUUAAAUUUUGUAUUUAGGAAAUUGCUGCAAUGUUUAGUUGUAGUACCAUGAACAGUUAUUUGGGGAAUUUAUAAGACGUUUGAGGAGAUUUAGUCUGCUGUAGUUAUCUCGAGCGAAGUUACUGUUCCCGAUUGAAAAUUCUCAUCACACGAGAAGGUGCUAAACAUCAGAGAAGGUACUUGUACACAGAGAAGGUCAUAUUCCUACGAUGACUUUCUAGUCCUAAAGUAAGGUGCUUAUUUCCAGAAAAGGUUCAAAUCCUAUGAGAUGAUUCCAGUCCCAGGAGAAAGUUCCAGUCCCGGAAAAAGUUCUCUUCAGAGAAGGCUCUAGUCCUGAGAAUCUAGAAUCUUAUCUCAAAAGUUAUUCUAGAGAGGUUUUAAUUCACAGAGAGUAGGUUGUAGUCCCCAGAGAAAGUCUUUUGGUUUGUGCGUUUAACAUCUACAUUUAAUUGAUUUUUUCCCCCCAAAUGUGUUGUAUUUAUCUUUUAAAUUAGGUCAAACACAAGAUAAUUCAUUAAAAAAAAAAAAAAAACAA
This is a messenger RNA of Corythoichthys intestinalis (scribbled pipefish), 3315 nucleotides long. RefSeq names its product synaptophysin-like. NCBI's taxonomy places the organism in Eukaryota, Metazoa, Chordata, Actinopteri, Syngnathiformes, Syngnathidae. Gene Ontology annotation, cellular component: presynaptic active zone; synaptic vesicle; synaptic vesicle membrane. The transcript is spliced from 8 exons. The coding region runs from base 83 to 931 and encodes 282 amino acids. The record is from RefSeq and is a predicted model, not a curated record.